This is a messenger RNA of Poecilia latipinna (sailfin molly), 5357 nucleotides long. RefSeq names its product sodium- and chloride-dependent GABA transporter 1-like. Gene Ontology annotation, molecular function: gamma-aminobutyric acid:sodium:chloride symporter activity. The record is from RefSeq and is a predicted model, not a curated record. Lineage: Eukaryota; Metazoa; Chordata; Actinopteri; Cyprinodontiformes; Poeciliidae. The transcript has 14 exons. Gene Ontology annotation, cellular component: plasma membrane. The coding region runs from base 446 to 2239 and encodes 597 amino acids. Gene Ontology annotation, biological process: nitrogen compound transport; neurotransmitter transport; sodium ion transmembrane transport.
CCGAGGGCCGCGGGGCUUCACCAGUCACACUGGAGCUGUAAUCAAAGUGGAUAGGUCGAACUUUAUUACCAAGCGUUCGAUAACCAGCUGCAGGAUCUGCCACCUUCAAAUGACUGCACACACUAGAGAGUGUCGAAAUCCAGCACGGGGGUCCCAGAUAUGUUGGUAAAUCGUCGAGGCCUUUCGGACUGACGUGAAUCUUUUCGUGUUUGUCUUUGGAUUUUCAAACUGAUGGUUUGUGAUACCGGAGCAGCUGAUGUGGAAACUGAAGUGGAUGACUUGACGACGGAGCUGGGGAGCCAACAGCACAUCUCAAGUCAACACACCCAAGUCCAGAUCCAGGCGGCCUAGCGUAAGAAAACCAGUCCAACAUCAACACUCUGCUCCUUCCCUGGCCGUCAGGACAACAAGCUCUCUGACCUAUCUGGACCGGAGCGGUCCCACGAUGGGGAAGACCGGGCAGACUACAGUGGACUUAAACUCCCCGUCAGAGGUCAAACAAGCCGUCCCCUCCGAGGACCUGGUCUCCACAGCGCCCCCUGCAGAUCAAAAGAAGGAAAAGGAAGCUCCUCCUGACAGAGGAAGCUGGAAGGGGAAAUUUGACUUCCUGCUGUCGUGUGUGGGAUAUGCCAUCGGCUUAGGAAAUGUGUGGCGAUUUCCUUAUUUGUGUGGCAAAAAUGGUGGAGGAGCCUUCCUGAUCCCGUACUUCAUGACCCUGGUGUUUGCUGGGAUACCUCUGUUCUUCCUGGAAACGGCUCUGGGACAGUUCACCUCCGUGGGGGGGCUAGGGGUGUGGAAGCUCAUUCCCAUGAUGAAAGGUGUUGGUUUGGCUGCCGUUGUCCUGUCGUUCUGGCUAAACAUCUACUACAUAAUCAUAAUCGCCUGGGCUCUUUACUAUUUAUUUAACUCCUUCAGCUCGGAGCUGCCUUGGCAGAGCUGCGAUAACCCCUGGAACACCGAAAGCUGCUUCUCCAACUACAGCCUGACAGACACCACCAACCUGACCAGCGCCGUCACCGAGUUCUGGGAACGCAACAUGCACCAGAUGACCGACGGGCUGGAGACGCCAGGGGAGCUGCGCUGGCCUUUAGUGGGCACCCUGGCGCUGGCCUGGGUUCUGGUCUACUUCUCCAUCUGGAAAGGGGUGGAGUGGACGGGAAAGGUGGUUUACUUUUCCGCCACCUACCCCUACUUCAUGCUGUUCAUCCUGUUCUUCCGCGGCGUCACGCUUCCUGGAGCCAUCGACGGCAUCCUGUUCUACAUCACUCCCGACUUCAACAAGCUAAUUCGAUCGGAGGUGUGGCUGGACGCGGCGACUCAGAUCUUCUUCUCCUACGGACUGGGCCUGGGCUCGCUCAUCGCGCUCGGAAGCUACAACACUUACAACAACGACGUCUACAAGGACUCUAUCAUAGUAUGCUGCAUUAACUCGUGUACAAGCAUGUUUGCUGGGUUUGUUAUCUUCUCUAUUGUAGGAUUCAUGUCCUACAUCACAAAGAAACCGGUGCAGGAACUGGCAGCGUCGGGUCCGGGUUUGGCAUUUCUUGCCUAUCCUCAGGCCGUCACCCAGCUUCCCAUGUCGUCCCUCUGGGCCAUCCUCUUCUUCUCCAUGCUCAUGAUGCUCGGCUUGGACAGCCAGUUCUGCACAGUUGAAGGAUUCAUCACAGCCCUCAUGGAUGAGUAUCCCUUGGUGUUGAGGAAGAGGAAGAAGCUCUUCAUCCUCAUCGUUUGUUUCAUCUCCUUCGUCAUUGGCUUCUCCAACAUCACUCAGGGCGGUCUGUAUGUCUUCAAGAUGUUUGAUUACUACUCUGCCAGUGGGAUGUGUCUCCUCUUCCUCGUCUUCUUUGAAACCAUCUCCAUAUCCUGGUUUUAUGGAGCCGAACGAUUUUACAAAAACAUCGAGGACAUGAUUGGUUAUCGGCCGUGUGUCUGGUGGAAGCUUUGCUGGCUCUUCUUCACGCCUCUGAUCUGCCUGGGGGUCUUCACCUUCAGCGCCUUUGAAAUGACCCCCCUGAUGUUGGGGAAGUAUGUGUAUCCGCUGUGGGGUCAAGUGAUUGGAUGGUUUAUGGCUUUGUCUUCAAUGAUCCUCAUCCCAGGUUACGUGAUCUACAUGUUCUGCACUACCAAAGGCAGCAUCAAACAGCGUUGGCGGAAGAUGACAACUACCCAGGAGGACGAGAAGUCAUCGGGGCUGGAAGAAUUUACGCACACAGGAAGCAUGGGUGAAGCUCCUGUGUAGCCAGGACUGCUGAGGUUAAACCGUUGUGACUGCCAGGACUUAAUGUGAUCUCUGCUGAAAUGUGAAUACAAAAAAAACAAAAAACAAAAAAAAACAGGGCAACAGAAAUCUCUAGAGGAGAUGCACUUCACUCGCUCGACUCCAACCCACGUUGUGCUGGAAACCUUUUUCGACAUGUAGUGGACGUUUGCAUUUAGAAGUAAAGACUCUGAAGACAAACUGAGGAUUUAUUUAUGGAUGAAACUGUGUAGAUAACCCACAUGCACCCUGUUAUUGGCUACAAUUAUGUAUUAUACUGGAGUUUUAUGGGAUUAAGCAAAACACACAAAGUAGCACAUCAUUACAAAGUAGAAUGAAAACUAUUAAAGGUUUAACUUUUUUCAUGAAUGAAGAAUAGGAAAGUGUGGUAUACAUUUGCAUUAAGCUCCUUUUACUCUGAUACCUCUAAGUAAAAUUUUGUGAAACCAACUGCCUUAAUAAGUCAGGUAAUUGAAUUAUUCCUGUGAGUGACUUGAUGUCAGCAUUUGUGCAGGCCUCAGAGGUUUGCUAAACAACGCUAAUGAACAAACGAUACCAUACAGACAAAGGAACACGCCAGCCGGGGAUAAAGUGGUGAAGGAAGAGUUAGUCAUAAUUUUAGCAAAAGGUGGUUCAGUGACGUAUUGAUCCUGGGGGAUUAGAUACAAACGCACAGCACACGUUUUUGAUUUUCAUUUGUAAAAAGUGUAUUUAAAAAAAUAAUAAUAAUAAUCAAGGGAUGUGGACAGUUCUACAAGGCACUGAAUCGACUUUUGCUAUAAUGUGUUCAUUAUAUAAUCCUUAAAAGUUCCACAGAAUUACCGGAGUAUUUCUAAUUCAGCUUAAAUGUAAUGUAAUUUUUUUUUAAACAUAUGUUUAGGUUUGAAUUUAUGUAUAUUAAGGAGUGUUGUUUGCAAUGUAUUUCCGAUAUUAGAAAACUAAACAGACUUGUAUUUAAAAGAUGACGCUAUGUGGUGUUAAAACAUGCAUCUCCAAAGUAGUUUUUAAAACUCAAGAAACAUUUUCUCGCCUUUUCACAUUCUCAGAAGUCCAAUGAUCAGAUUUAUCUCAAAGAUCUUAAAACCUUUCACAGGCUGCAUUACAACCACCUUCAGGUAGCAGAGACCUUCCUAUUAAAUGGCUAAUAAAACAGAAACAGUAAGUCCAGGGCAAACCCAUUUGAAUGUGAUCCUUGUUUUAUGUGCCAGUUUUGGUGGUCCUGUCUGGCGCACGAAACAGGUUGCAGUUAAAGUACAAAAACAAAGGUUAAACGAAAAGCAUCACAAGGAGGACCUGAUCAGAACUUCAGAAUGCAGCAGAUAGACAAGAGGAGAAUGAAAUCGCUAGGAGGUGGGGUCACUGGGAUUGGAGCCAGGUGAGGCCAGUUGUCUAAGUGGAAGCAGCGGGAAAACAAACUGGAUCAAUUACAGAAAACAUUAAACAACAUGGAAAUAACGUGAGACACUACAUGAACCAAACACUAAACUUAUCAACGCAAUAAUAAGAAAACACAAACCAACCUUUCUAGUACGUGUGGAUAAAAGCUCAAUUUAAGCAAAAAAUAAAAUAAAUACAUAAAAAAUUGGAUAAACGCCAAAAGAAACCACUGAACUUUGUGGGGAUUUUCCUUUUUAAAUAUAUGAGCAUCUUUUUGUCUGCUUGACACUUAUCUCUAGACGUAGAAAAUGUACAAAUUUGGAGAUGCAUGCUUUGAAACGAUGAGAUUUUUGGAUAUAAGGAUUGACUGUACUUCAGCUUUUCAUGUAACUAAAAACUAAUAAAUUAAAAAAAACCACUACACAUAAAUACUUUCUUCAGCAUUGUUUUACUGUUGGUAACGAGAGACACAUUUUCUAAACAAAAACACAAACAAAAAAAGCCACACCCUGACGGUUGGAGUCCAUUCAGAAUAUUUUGUUGAAUGUUUAUCCCCAGGAUUCAUAAAGACUUCUAUAAAGUGUAAACUUAGUCGAACAGAAGCCACAGUUUGUCAAAACGUCACUCUUUAGAUGUCCGUUUUGAGCGGCCAGCUUUCAGAACAAAACCUGAUGUCAUUGUCUUUCAUAGUGACUAGUACUGUUAUUUAAAGAUCAGUCUGACUGUUAUCCACUCCUUAAACAACAUAUGCUACCUGGGGAUAAUGUUAUUCAUACUCGUUACGCUGUUGCCUGCUUAACAGCAGUCGGUGUUGUGUGAAAGCUGCCCGAUGUGCUUUGCUUUUCCAACUUGGUCUUUAUAUACAGCCACUCGUGGCACACUGCUGUGAUUCUGGACCUUAAAAAAGACCCGACUCUGGGAGACCAUGAGUCAUACAUAGAUGAAUCAAAACCCAGACCCUUUGCAUCACCGUCUUCACAGGAUAGCUCAGUGUCUGAAAUCAGCCAUGUUGACCAUUACAAAAAACUAUUUAAAUACAAGAUUCAGUGUCUGCAUAACUUGCCAUUGUACUCAUUGCUAUUAAAUCCAAUAACUGAGCCAAAACCAUGUUGGUGAAUUCACUUAAAUAAUCUUUAAUUUCAAGUUGAUAUACUGUAAAUACAGGUAGACGAAUGAUUCAACUGAGGAAGAUGGUUUCACCUGUGUGGCCUCAAACGUGUCCUCCAUUUCUACACCUUUCUAUAUGGUAUUGAGCAAACACAGUGAUCGACAGGCCAUCGAGAUCCAUUCGUCAUUAGCUGAUGAAGGUGUGCACUGGUACGACAAAGCCCUUUUGAAAGUUUCUUCCUUACAUGUUCCAUUUGCUACACUUUCAAAAAUGCUACAUUGAAAUUUUCACUCGAAUCCAACCGCUUCGUGUGUCUCGCGUUCACGUUUAUUGCCCAGCCGUCAAAUCUGUGCUCCGAAAUUCCUGAAACACACAAUGUUCAAACUGAGGAACAAGAACGGGUUGGCUAAAAACAAAAGGGGAGCAUGGAACAGGCGACUGCUCUGUCACGAGGCACUGAAACUUACUGUUUUGUUUCGAGUCUCUUUGAGGGUGUUGCCUAUUAAAAACCAAAAACAUCACUUUUCUUAAAACAUGUCACUCAUGCCUGUUAAGUUCAAGCCUUUUUGGAAUCAGGGUUCAAUCAAUACAUUGUCAAACCAAUGCCAUGCAGUA